This is a messenger RNA of Lotus japonicus, 1261 nucleotides long. RefSeq lists its product as uncharacterized. The transcript has 2 exons. The record is from RefSeq and is a predicted model, not a curated record. Bases 203 to 811 code for a protein of 202 amino acids. Lineage: Eukaryota; Viridiplantae; Streptophyta; Magnoliopsida; Fabales; Fabaceae.
UCAAUCAAGUGCAUAUUCAAGAAAAGUUAAAAAAAGGAAAUGUACAAAGUUCUACAAAAUAUGUAAUAGUGCGGCAGCUAUUGCAUGUGUAUAUCAUGAGAAAUUUUUACUGAAACAGGGUAAUAGAUUUGUUUAUUCUCAAGGAUGGAGCUGGGUUCAAGAAACACUUAAAACUCCAGGUGAAAGUUAUAACAUAUUUAGGAUGGAGUCUCAUGCUAUAUUGAAACUUGAAGAGUUAUUGGUGAGUAGGGGUUGGUUACAUCCAUCUAAGGAAAUGACAUCCUUGGAGGCACUUGCUAUGUUUCUUUGGAUUUGUGCACAUAGUGAGACAAAUAGGACUGUACAAAAUAAAAUUGGAAAGUCAGGAGAGACGGUAAGUAGGAAGUUUGGUGAAGUUCUAGAUAGUUUAUGUUUAUUAGCAAAGGAAAUUGUAAAGCCUCCAGAUGUUAACUUUGUUGAAAUUCCAACUAAAGUUAAAGAUGAUAGAAGAUUUUGGCCUUACUUUGAAGGAUGCAUUGGUGCUAUAGAUGGAACACAUAUACCUGCCAUUGUUUCAUCCAAAGAUCAAGUUCGCUUCAUCGGUAGAAAGGAAUAUCCAACACAAAAUGUCAUGUUAGUGUGCAACUUUGACAUGCUAUUCACUUUUGUUGUUGUUGGUUGGUCUGGUACUGCACAUGACACACGCAUCCUUUCAUCGACGAUUGAAGAAAUGAAAAAUGUGUUUCCUCACCCUCCUGAAGGAAAGUACUAUCUUGAUGCUGGAUAUCCAAACAUGAAAGGUUAUCUAGCACCAUACAAGGGUGAAAGAUAACACAUUCCUGAUUUUAGAAGUGGUAGUCAAGCAGAAGGUUUACAAGAAAUAUUCAAUCAUGCACAUUCAUCACUAAGAAAUGUCAUUGAAAGAACAAUUGGGAUGUAGAAGAAAAGGUGACAUAUCUUAUGUGAUAUGAGACCAUAUCCAUUGAUCAAACAACAAAAGAUCAUAGUUGCAACAACAGUUCUCCAUAAUUUCAUUUGAAUAUGUGGUGUUGAAGAUGAGGAAUUAAAUAGAUGUGAUAAUGUUCCAGGAUAUAUGGCUGAGUAAAAAGGAGAAAGGAUUAACAAUGAAAAUAUGAGUUCAUAUAAUCCUAGAAGAGCGUCAGAUGAUGUUAUGGAUCGAGAUCGAAACCAGAUAGCACUUGGAUUGAUAGAAAAUAGAAACCAUUGACAUGGAUUCUUUUAUGGAUUUGUGACUUGUAAUUUGUUAGAGAUUUUAUAUGGA